AUGAUCUUCAUCAACAAACAACAAACGGGUUACUACCGAGUGAACUACGACAAGCAGAGCUGGAAUCAACUGAUCAACGUGUUGAACAGUGAUCAGUUUGAGGAACGCAUUCCUGUCAUCAAUCGGGCCCAGCUUGUGGACGACGUUGCAAACUUGGCACGGGCUGGAGAAGUCUCCUAUGACGUUGCACUGUCGCUGAUGCAGUAUCUGAAGCGUGAAACCGAAUACAUACCCUGGAGCACGGCGUACAACGCACUGCUUCACCUGGAUUGGAUGUUUUCAGCUAGCGUUGAGUACGGGCGCUUCGAAAGCUACAUGCGUAAUCUCACCAGCUUUACUUACCGCCAAGUCGGACUUACGGGAAAAUUGGAUCACAUGAGCCAAUUGCAUCGAGAUAAAACCCUAUAUUUGGCUUGCUAUUUCGGGGUCCCACAGUGUAUGAGUGCGGCCAACAGCGUGCUUGAAACAGCAACGCUGAAAGAGUCCCUGGAUGUUCCUGCAGAUUUACAGUCCACCGUGUUUUGCGCCUUCAACAAGCAUAAACUAUCCGCCGGUUCCGCAUACGAGGUGGCCCUUUUUUACAAAUAUUUCCUAACACCAGACAAGUUCCAACCACUUGUGGACAGUUUCGUCACUAGUCUCGGUUGCUCACGGGACGCCGCCAUGAUACAGUUCUAUUUGACAAUGGUCGAAAUGAAUGUUCCCGGAAUCCCAAUUCCCGACGCUCUACGAAGCCACAUCCUAGUUAGUUUGAUCGAAGGUGGUCCGACUGCACGGCAAGCCGCACUUCAAUACGUUAGUAGCAACUUUAUGUCGCUGUCUCAGCUCCUGCCAGAGCAAACGAUCGUCUCGAUUUUUGAAGCCAUCGGACCAAGCAUUAUUUCUUCACAGGAGUACGACAUGCUUGAGGUGACUUUGAACUUACAUGCCGAGUCAAUGGUUCCUUCGGUGGCAGAAGCCGCAAACCGUGCUGUCAAAGAAGCAGAGCAAUCGCUAAGUUGGAUAAGAAAGUACUCCGGAACCAUUGCUGAGUGGUUGGUGGCACAAAACUACGAAGGUGCUCCUCCGGAUCCUAGUGACAAUGGAGCAUCCACCACGAUAGUGGAACUUUCGUUAUUGAUAGGAAUAACCGUAAUAACGCACUGGAGUGGGCUGUAA
Molecule: messenger RNA, 1158 nt
Organism: Anopheles cruzii
Lineage: Eukaryota; Metazoa; Arthropoda; Insecta; Diptera; Culicidae
Product: aminopeptidase N-like
Exons: 2
Coding region: 1-1158 (385 amino acids)
Biological process (GO): proteolysis; peptide catabolic process
Cellular component (GO): cytoplasm
Molecular function (GO): peptide binding; zinc ion binding; metalloaminopeptidase activity
Source: RefSeq, a predicted model, not a curated record